UCUGUGAGUACUUAUCCGAUUCCCGCAAUAUUACUUUUUUAUUCAGUGUGGUUUGCUUAGCUCCUCCUUCUUACUCUGCUACUUCCUACACCCCCACUCCCUUCGGCAAGCUCGUGCGGCGGUACCGUUCUGAGCUUGCUAUGAUCUGAUUGAAUCCAGGAUAAUGAAGUUUUCGGUAUGUUCCCUGUUUACUUCACCGCCUUCUUUUCAAUUUAAUGCCCUUAGAAACCAUCACAAACUACCACUCCAUUUAUUACAUAAUAGACAUCCAACUCAGUUUAGAAAAAUUUGUUCACACGCUCAGAAGCACCCACUACACACGAAAGAAGAUAUGGUUGCCGCAAGCUAUUUUCCUCCAUGGUUCAGUAUUGCUCCAAUGAUGGACUGUACGGAUAACCAUUACAGAACGGUUGCUAGGCUAAUGUCUAAGCAUGCGUGGCUUUGGACUGAGAUGAUUGCUGCUGAAACCAUUGUUUAUCAAGAACACAAUUUGGACAGAUUCCUGGCAUAUUCUCCAGAUCAACACCCGAUCGUGCUUCAAAUUGGCGGGAAUAACUUGGAAAACCUGGCAAAAGCAACCAGAUUAGCGAAUGCCUAUGGUUACGAUGAGAUCAAUCUUAACUGUGGAUGUCCUAGUCCUAAAGUGGCUGGCCAUGGGUGCUUUGGUGCUAGUCUCAUGCUUAACCCUAAGUUUGUUGGGGAGGCCAUGUCGGUGAUUGCUGCCAAUUGUGAUGUUCCUGUCAGUGUAAAAUGCCGAAUAGGUGUUGAUGAUCAUGAUUCAUAUAAAGAACUCUGUGAUUUUAUUUAUACAGUUGCUUCUCAGUCACCAACCAGACAUUUUGUAAUCCAUUCGCGAAAAGCGAUGCUAAAUGGCAUCAGUCCAGCUGACAACCGGAGGAUUCCCCCCUUAAAGUACGAGUACUUCUUCGGCCUUCUGCGUGACUUCCCAGACUUGCGUCUCACAAUAAAUGGAGGGAUAACUCACAUUGAUGAGGUCAAUAAUGCGCUAAGGCUAGGAGCUCAUGGUGUGAUGAUUGGACGAGCUUGUUACAGCAACCCAUGGUCUAUCUUAGGACAUGUUGAUAGUGCAGUAUAUGGUGUACCUGGUACUGGCCUUUCACGGCGUCAGAUCCUUGAGCGCUAUCAGGUGUAUGCUGACAGUGUUCUUGAAAAAGGUGGACCUAAUAAGCCGACUCUGCGUACAUUGGUCAAGCCUUUACUGGCGUUUUUCUUUGCCGAACCCGGAAAUGGUUUAUGGAAGCGCAAAGCGGAUGCUGCUAUGCAGAAGUGCACGACUAUGAAGUCGCUUUUUGAGGAAACACUAGACGCCUUACCAGACUCUGUAUUGGAUGCAUUGCCUUUGGAAGUUUCACCCCCUGGAGAAGAUAUUUUUGCUGGUGUACAUGAUUUGCUGCCGCCACCGUAUAGUUGUAUCGAAGAAAUCAUAUUAUGUGCUUAGCGUGCAUUAUAGAUUUAGUGUAUACAGUGUUCAUUCAUUGACAUUCUUAAUUCUUUUGAACGAUGACACAAAAAGUAAUCUUUAGGAUGAAACAGUGUAUUCGUUGAGAAAAUCCCUUGAUAUAUACAACAAUCAAAAAUGAAGCAAGCCCCAUGUAAACGGGCCCUUUGACAUGAAGAAUAUGAAAGUUCCGUGGACACU
Molecule: messenger RNA, 1660 nt
Organism: Papaver somniferum (opium poppy)
Lineage: Eukaryota; Viridiplantae; Streptophyta; Magnoliopsida; Ranunculales; Papaveraceae
Product: tRNA-dihydrouridine(20/20a) synthase-like
Exons: 13
Coding region: 164-1459 (431 amino acids)
Biological process (GO): tRNA dihydrouridine synthesis
Molecular function (GO): flavin adenine dinucleotide binding; tRNA dihydrouridine synthase activity
Source: RefSeq, a predicted model, not a curated record